AUGGCUAUAACAAAAUUUUAUUGGGCUGAAACUAGCGAAAGUUUUAUUUUUUCAUUAGGUGAUGGAAACGAUUGGAAAAAUUUUAAGAUUAGUCGAGUUGUAAACAGAAACAGAGCAAUGUAUGAAUCGAAUUUUCAAAAUAUGUCUAUAAAUUUUGGUAAUAGUGAUUUGGUUAUCAACAUUCGAAAUAAUCAUGUUGAAAAUCCUUUUUUUGAUUUAUUAAAUAUUGAUAAUAUUGUAACAG
Funneliformis mosseae is the source of this 244-nucleotide messenger RNA. NCBI's taxonomy places the organism in Eukaryota, Fungi, Glomeromycota, Glomeromycetes, Glomerales, Glomeraceae. The record is from the annotation of a GenBank genome assembly.